This is a messenger RNA of Melanaphis sacchari, 1110 nucleotides long. RefSeq lists its product as uncharacterized. NCBI's taxonomy places the organism in Eukaryota, Metazoa, Arthropoda, Insecta, Hemiptera, Aphididae. The transcript has a single exon. The record is from RefSeq and is a predicted model, not a curated record. Bases 1 to 1110 code for a protein of 369 amino acids. Gene Ontology annotation, molecular function: protein binding.
AUGGCGUUCAGUCUGCUGAAGAUGGCGUACCACAAGUGCAGUCCCGAAGACCGGCUGUGGUACGACAGUAUACCGGGCUACAAGCAGCCGGCCGACUUGCUGAAGUGUUGCGAUUACCUGUUAACGACGACCGGCAACAGGCGGCGGCCGAGCCGCGGCCUGGAUCUGUGCCGCGAGGCCGCCAUUAACGGGCACGUCGACUGUCUGCGGCAGUUGCGCGCAAUCGGCGUGCGGUGGAAUUGGCGGACCGCCGAGGCGGCCGCCUGGAGCGGCAGCGUGGAAUGUUUGCAGUACGCGCACGCGAACGGCUGUCCGAUACUCGACGUCUCGGUGUGGGUGGCCUCGGGCUGCGCCGGCCAUCUCGACACGCUCGAGUACGCCAGGCGACACAACUUCGUGUUCCCGCGCAACCUGUGCGCGAUAACCGCGCGCUACGGCGACCUCCGAGUGCUGAAGUACUUGCGGCGGUUGGGCUUCGAGUGGACCGCCAGGACGACCACGGAGGCCGCGCGCCACGGCCACCUGGCGUACAUGGUCUACGCGCGACGACGCGGCUGCCCGUGGGACGAGUCGACGUGCGCCGCGGCAGCCGAGAGCGGAGACAUUAGGAGCCUCCAUUACGCUCGCCGAAACGGGUGCCCGUGGGACGCCCGCACGUGCACCAGGGCCGCGGCCGGCGGCCACUACAUGAUACUGAAAUACGCACAUAUGAACGCGUGCCCGUGGGACGAGAGGACGUGCGCCGCGGCCGCGAAAAACGGCCACUUGAGGUGUUUGAAAUACUUGCAGCGUAAGGGGUGCCCUUGGGACGCGCGCACGUGCUACUUCGCCGCGCAGAACGGCCACAUCAAGUGCUUGAAAUUCGCACACCGCAAUGGAUGCCCGUGGGACUCGAACACCACCUACACCGCCGCGCACCACGGUCACUACAAGUGCCUGAAGUUCGCGCACCAGAACGGGUGCGAGUGGGACGUUCAAACGACCUUAAUGGCGGCCAUCAGCGGUAAUAAUAAGUGUUUCCGUUACGCGAUCAAAAACGGUUGCUAUUGGCCGAGAUGGCUGAGUUGGCGAGAAUUACGUAAUAUCCGGCGCAACAGAUUCUUUGCAUGA